Colletotrichum phormii is the source of this 1401-nucleotide messenger RNA. RefSeq names its product cytochrome P450. The transcript is spliced from 6 exons. NCBI's taxonomy places the organism in Eukaryota, Fungi, Ascomycota, Sordariomycetes, Glomerellales, Glomerellaceae. Gene Ontology annotation, molecular function: iron ion binding; monooxygenase activity; heme binding. The record is from RefSeq and is a predicted model, not a curated record. Bases 1 to 1401 code for a protein of 466 amino acids.
AUGGGGAAUGAUACCGCCUUCGCGACCAUCUUUAUGUGGGGUCCGUUCUUGUAUGCUGCCACGCUCAUCCUUCUCCAGUAUCUACGACUGCGGCACAUCCCCGGCCCCCCCUCUGCCGGAUUCUCCCCUUGGUGGCUUCUGCGUGCCGUGUAUAGCGGUAGCAUGCACCUCAAGUUCUACGAGGCCGGCCUCAAAUAUGGAUCUCUUGUUCGCGUCGGUCCAAACGACCUUGUGACGAGCGACCCGGACCUCAUGAAGCGUACGCUCGGCGUGCGCACCAAGUACACGCGUUCAGACUGGUACAACGCGAUGCGACUGGACCCGAGAAACGACAACGUGCUGUCCACCAGAGACGAUGCAGUGCACACCAGACUCCGGUCUCAGAUGGCCGGAGGGUAUUCUGGCAAAGAAGUCGUCGAACUUGAAGCCAAGAUCGACGAAAGCGUCCUUCGACUCAUGUCAAUGAUCGAUACGUAUGCUUCUCAAGAUAAAAGGUUCGACUUCGGCCUGAAGGUGCAGUACUUCACGCUCGACGUCAUUUCAGAUCUCGCAUUCGGCAAGCCGUUCGGCGAUCUGGCUUCCAAUUCGGAUGUUUAUGACUAUAUUCACACGACGGAACAAAGCAUGCCGAGCAUCGUCGUCGCGGCCGUUCUGCCCUCUCUACUCCAUGUGUUAUCGUGGCCUCUGCUUCGGCGGCUGAUGCCUCCGGAGAACGAUGCCACCGGGUUCGGAAGGCUGAUUCGGAUGGCGAAGGAAAUCGCCGGCGAGCGCUUCGGGCCAAGCAAGAAGACGAGGCAAGACAUGCUUGGCUCUUUCGUAGCACACGGCCUGACGCAAAAAGAGGCGUCUUCGGAAAUCCUCAUGCAAAUACUCGCUGGAUCGGACACGACGGCCACGGCGAUCCGAGCUACGCUGCUUCACCUCAUCACCAACCCACGAGUGCUCGCGACACUUCGUGCAGAGAUCGAGCGCUUCCGGCCGUCUUGGCCUGUCGUAAAAGAAGCGGAGGCGCGACAGAUGACUUACCUGCAGGCUGUCAUCAAAGAAGGCUUGCGUAUCUUCCCUCCGGUUGUCGGACAGAUGUCGAAGGAAGUCCCCAAAGGCGGCGAUACCUUUAAAGGCGUGUACUUCCCGGAGGGAACGCGCAUCGGUUACGGAGCGUGGGGUAUUUUCCGCCGAGGCGACGUUUGGGGACAGGAUGCCAACGACUUCCGACCGCAUCGAUGGCUCACGGCGGAUGCGGAGACCCUGCGAUCGAUGGAGGCGACGCUCGAGCUUGUGUUUGGCCACGGCAAAUGGAAGUGUUUAGGACGGAAUGUGGCGAUGAUGGAGUUGCAGAAGAUAUUUGUUGAGGCCCAUCCCAGUACACUCGUUACAACGAUUGUCACACUAUGCCUAUGA